AUCGAUAGGUAUCGAUGAAGGCAUCAUCGGUUACAUACACAAACACAAGUACGCAGUGUGGAAUUAUUCGUUCACAAUGGCGGAAGAUCAUAGUCAGUUUCAACAACUCUUAAACACACUCCUAAGUACUGAUAAUGAUGUUCGAACACAAGCAGAGGAAGCAUACAAGAAUAUUCCCUUGGAAAAUAAAGUUGACUUUCUCGUGAGCUUUAUUUGUAAUACUUCUUAUGUUGAAGAUCUACGAUCAAUGGCCGCAGUUUUACUGCGCCGGUUAUUUUCAUCGGAAUUUAUGGAAUUUUAUCCUAAGAUUCCACCUGAAGGACAAGCUCAACUUAAAGAACAAAUUCUUUUGGCGGUACAAAAUGAACAGAGCGAUAAAAAUCGUCGAAAAGUAUGUGAAGUUGUUGCGGAAGUUGCACGUAAUUUAAUUGACGAAGAUGGUAAUAAUCAAUGGCCAGAAUUCCUUCAAUUUUUAUUUCAAUGCGCGAAUGGACCAGUGCCAGAACUUAAGGAAAGUGCUCUUCGAAUGUUUACAUCAGUUCCCGGUGUUUUUGGCAAUCAACAAGCACAUUAUCUUGAAUUAAUUAAACAAAUGCUGCAACAAUCAGUUAUGGAUACUGCGAACUAUGAGGUUCGAUUUCAAGCAGUAAGAGCAAUAGGCGCAUUUAUAAUGCUUCACGAUAAGGAAACAAAUAUACAGAAACAUUUUUCUGUAUUAUUACCAGCAAUUGUUCAAGUGACGGCACAAUCAGUUGAAAAACAGGAAGAUGAAGCAUUGCUUAAAGUUUUAAUUGAUUUGGCAGAAUCAACGCCAAGAUUUUUAAGACCACAAUUAGAAAAUAUAAUGGAAAUGUGUAUGAAAAUAUUUUCAAAUGAAGAAAUGGGAAAUUCAUGGCGACAAUUGGCACUUGAAGUUUUAGUAACACUCGCUGAAACAGCACCGGCAAUGGUGCGUAAAAUUGGUGGUAAAUAUAUUGAAACACUUGUUCCAUUAGUGUUGAAAAUGAUGACUGAUCUUGAAGAUGAUGACGAAUGGAGUUUUGCCGAUGAGAUUAUUGAAGAAGAUAACGAUAGCAAUAAUGUUGUUGCUGAAAGUGCUUUAGAUAGAUUGGCAUGUGGUCUUGGUGGAAAGACAAUGUUACAUCAUAUUGUACAAAAUAUUCCAACAAUGUUGAAUAAUCCUGAUUGGAAGUAUAGACACGCUGCAUUGAUGGCAAUUUCCGCCGUUGGAGAGGGUUGUCAUAAGCAGAUGAAAGAAAUUUUAAAGGAAAUCAUGGAUGGAGUUGUGAAUUUCUUACAAGAUUCACAUCCACGUGUAAGAUAUGCAGCAUGUAAUGCAGUGGGACAAAUGUCAACUGAUUUUGCGCCAACUUUUGAAAGAAAUUUUCACGAAAAAGUUAUACCAGGAUUAUUAAUGGUGCUUGAUGAUAAUGCAAAUCCACGUGUACAAGCUCACGCUGGCGCUGCACUUGUUAAUUUUAGCGAAGAUUGUCCUAAACAUGUUUUACUUCCAUAUUUAGAUGGAAUAAUGGGCAAAUUAGAAUCGAUAUUGACUGCCAAAUUUCAAGAAUUGGUUGAAAGGGGAACAAAACUUGUUUUGGAGCAGGUUGUAACGACAAUUGCCUCGGUAGCUGAUACAUGUGAGGAGCAAUUUGUUAAAUAUUACGAUAGAUUGAUGCCAUGUUUGAAAUAUAUUAUUCAAAAUGCAAAUCAACAAGAGCAUAAAAUGCUUCGCGGAAAGACAAUCGAAUGUGUGAGUCUUAUUGGUUUGGCUGUUGGAUCUGAGAAGUUUAUUUCCGAUGCCAGUGAGGUGAUGGAUAUGCUUUUGAAAACCCAUUCCGAGGGUAAUUUAUCCGAUGAUGAUCCACAGACAAGUUAUUUAAUAUCAGCGUGGGCGAGAAUUUGUAAAAUUCUCGGUAAACAAUUUGAACAAUAUUUACCAUUGGUUAUGGGGCCAGUAUUACGUACAGCUGCAAUGAAACCUGAAGUUGCGUUGUUAGACAAUGAAGAUAUGGAAGGAGUUGAGGGCGAUCUUGAUUGGCAAUUCAUUUCUCUUGGAGAACAACAGAACUUUGGUAUUAAAACUGCUGGUUUAGAAGAUAAGGCAUCGGCAUGUGAAAUGCUUGUAUGUUAUGCACGUGAAUUGAAGGAAGGUUUUGUAAAUUAUGCCGAGGAAGUUGUGAGUCUAAUGGUGCCUAUGUUAAAAUUCUAUUUUCACGAUGGUGUAAGAACAGCAGCUGCUGAAAGUCUACCAUGUUUACUUGAUUGUGCAAAAAUAAAAGGUCCACAAUAUUUACAAGGAAUGUGGGCAUAUAUUUGUCCUGAAUUAUUAAAGGCUAUUGAAUCGGAGCCGGAAUCAGAAGUUUUAUUGGAAUUACUUUGUUCAUUGGCUAAAUGUAUUGAGACAUUGGGUGCUGGUUGUUUGGAUACACAACCAAUGGCGGAACUAUUGAGAAUAUUGGAUAAACUUCUUAAUGAACAUUUUGAAAGGGCUGUACAAAGAUUGGAAAAACGAAAAGAUGAAGAUUAUGAUGAGGUGGUUGAAGAACAAUUGGCUGAUGAGGAUAAUGAUGAUCUUUAUACAUUGACGAAAAUAUCGGAAAUUUUACAUGCACUAUUUGUAACACAUAAAUCAACAUUUUUCCCAUUUUUCGAUCAAAUUUGUGGACAUUUUGUUAAAUUAUUAGCACCUGAACGUUCAUGGUCGGAUCAUCAAUGGGCAUUAUGUGUAUUUGAUGAUGUCAUUGAAUUUGGUGGGCCUGAUUGUGUGAAAUAUCAGGAAUUUUUCUUGAGACCAAUGAUUCAAUAUAUAACGGAUGAAUCGGCUGAAGUUAGACAAGCAGCGGCUUAUGGUUGUGGAGUAUUGGGACAAUUUGGUGGUGAGGCAUUUGCGCAAGCUUGCGCUGAAGCAUUGCCAAGAUUGGUGGAAGUGAUUAAUAAACCGAAAUCGAGAGCACCGGAAAAUGUUAAUCCAACGGAAAAUGCAAUAUCGGCGAUAACGAAAAUUCUUAAAUAUAAUAAUUCGUCGAUUAAUGUGGAUGAGAUGCUGCCACAUUGGCUUUCAUGGUUGCCAGUUGUGGAGGAUGAAGAUGAGGCACCUCAUGUUUAUGGAUAUUUAUGUGACUUGAUAGAAGCAAAUCAUCCUGUAGUUUUAGGCAUUAACAAUGCAAAUUUACCAAGAUUAAUUAGCUUCUUUGCGGAAGCACUACACAAAGAUGUGGUACCAACUACGAGUCCGGUGAUGCCGAGGAUAAUCAGUAUCGUUAGGCAAAUUCAAAGCAACGAAACAAUGUUCCAAGCAUGUAUAAAUUCAUUGACGACAGACCAACAACAUGCACUUCACGAGGCACUCAGUGGACAAGCAACUAAUUAACUUUUUUUCUAAAUGACAUAAUUUUCAAAAAAAAAAAAAAAAAAAAACCCUGAGAUAAAGGAUCACAGAUAACUUCAUAGAGGUAGCUAGAAUGUACCUAAUUCGUUUAAUUUGUCUCAGCCUAAAAAAAAAACACACAACAGGUGCAUUCGUCUGUUUUUUGCUUACUCGCUGUUAUUGUUAAUAUUUUUCAACUAAAGAUUUCCUAUAAUAAAUCCCCCGAAGAAUGAAAUCAAGAAUGUUAUAAUGCUCGAAGAAAAAAAAAAUGUAAAUUGUGAAUUCGCAUACACUAAAUUAUACAUAGUUCCAGUUUCGUCAGUAUAAAUGUAAAAUAUAAAUGAAAUCGAGUCUGUGGCUCACACUAACGAAACUAGGAUCUUAUUUUUUUUCCACAUUUUUUAUUUUACUUUUUUUUUUUUUUUUUUUUUUUUCUUUUUAAUCUGGUAAAUUGUGUAGCUUGACGAAGGUACAUAGUUUGAAUUACUUUUCAAAAAGAAAAUUAACUAGCCUCAAUAUCAUCUAUUCAUUUUAUUAAUUUUUUUUUGUAUUCGACAUUUGUUGAUCAUGUGUCGUAUACUUCGACUUAAUAAUCGAUAUAGUGAUUAGCUUAAUGUGUCGUUAAUAAAUUAUGAAUUCCUGGAUGGAAUUUUAUUUUUUUUUUGAAUGUUUUUUCAAAUUAUAAACGUUUUUAUGUGAAGGGAAUUUUUUUUUUAUUUUCAAAAAUUGUCAAAUAAUUUAUGCAUGUAUAUUGUAUUCACAAGUGUCUAAUAUUUAAAUUUUCCACUUUUUUCGACUGUCUCUUUAGAAAAUCGUAUAAAUUAAAAAUUAAAAUAGAAAAAAAAUUCUUUUCACAUUUAUGAAUGUUUAGAAUUUGAGAAACAUAUUUCUUUGAUGUUAUUCUAAAAAGAAAAAAAAAUCAUCGAAGAAUUCGUUGCUAUAUAUAGGAACGCGAUGCGAUUCGGUUUCUAAAGAGAACACACACGUUUUUAGUAAUAUUAUAUUUACAUUUUGAUAUUUCCCUCCCGCCAAUUGAUGGCUAAACAAUUCUUAGAAAAAACGUGCGAGAUUUUAUAGAGAACCAUAUAUCUGUAAAUAUUUGAAAAAAAAAAUCAAUCCUCCCUCAUUGUUAUACAGGAUGCUUUUUGGCAUUGCGAUCCUUGUGUAUCAUUUUCAUUUUCACAAUAAAAUAUUGUCACUCCGAUUUAUGAUUAUAGUUGCCUUCACAAAUUGACAAAAAAAAAAAAAAAAUUAUGAAAGCAAAAUAGACUGGAAAAGCCACUAAACUCAUUGCCAUCCCUCUCAAAAGGCAUGAUAUUGUGAUUUAGGUAUUUUUAUUAUUAAAUUUAAGUAAUGAUAAAUGUUAUUUAAUAGUAAUAUCUAUAAUAUCGCAACGUUCAAGUUAGAUAGGACGGUGUAAGAGUGCCUCUCGAAUGAAAAUGUAAUUAACAGAUUUACUGAUUCGCAUCCAAAGCUCUUUUUAAAUAUCCAUUAAAAUAUUACCUAUCAGUAGUUCUUAUGUUUCAUUCAUUUCUGCGAUAAAUGUAAUAAGGUCUAAUUUUUUAAUGUUUUAAAAAAAAAAAAUUUCCCAACUAAAUUAUUAUAAAGCGCUUUUCAUCAAAAGACCUAAAUAAUCACAAUUGACUGAUAACGUCCAUAAUUCCAUAAAAAAAAAAAAUUUUAACAAAUAUUUAUUUUUCAUAAUUUAAAAAAAUAUCAGAAAAUUGACUGAUCAAGGAACAAAUGUAAUGCAACGAGAGAUUUUUGUAUAACGAAUUUUAAAAUUGCUCGUCUUCGACAAUUUUCUGAAAAAAAAAUAUUUUGAUCUUUUUUUUUUUUUUAAUUAUAUAAGAAAAUAAAAUUUUAGUUUAUUUGA
Messenger RNA from Leptopilina boulardi, 5246 nucleotides. RefSeq names its product importin-5 (gene Karybeta3). NCBI's taxonomy places the organism in Eukaryota, Metazoa, Arthropoda, Insecta, Hymenoptera, Figitidae. Gene Ontology annotation, molecular function: nuclear import signal receptor activity. Bases 77 to 3373 code for a protein of 1098 amino acids. Gene Ontology annotation, cellular component: nucleus; cytoplasm. The transcript is spliced from 11 exons. The record is from RefSeq and is a predicted model, not a curated record. Gene Ontology annotation, biological process: protein import into nucleus.